Messenger RNA from Vitrella brassicaformis, 331 nucleotides. NCBI's taxonomy places the organism in Eukaryota, Vitrellaceae. The record is from the annotation of a GenBank genome assembly.
CUAAGACAAAUAUCGCCAAUGAGCCAAUGAAAACCUCCACAGCUGCACAACACGCACAUCCACACGUGCGCAUUGGUCGGGCCAGCGUCCAGUGCGUUCCCAUCGCCAUCCUCUGCCUUACCGACGGAUAGAUCUCUGCUGUCUUCUGCUUAUGGGAUGGGACGGGCGGCAGCUGGGAAGGGAGAGAUGCGGGGUGAUAUAUGGCUGAAAAGUGGAAAGGGGUGAGUGAGGUGAUGCUGCUGCAACUGCCCGUCUUAGGAUACAGGGAAGAUAUCGAAAUGCCAUCCGCAGCAGCGGUUUCAGGGAGCACCCUAGGCGGCCUGGCCAUCAU